AGUACGAGCUGCUGUCAGCAAACAUAUCAAAGUUCCGUGUUGUGGAACUCCGUGUUUGGGACGGUUUCUGUUGACGUGUGAGGCGAGGGAGACGAGCUGAUCAGCAUGGCCUCCUCUGAUGAUACAGAAGGGUGUCUGACUUCUGUCGACUUUAUCCAGCUGCAGUAUUACAUGGAGUACGGCAGCUUGAGAGUGAAAGAUGUGGUUAAGGACUUUCAGCCCCGUGGUCGGUUUGCCCAGCACAGUUUUGGAGAGCGCAUCGAUGCAGUGGGUUUCUCUCUAUUUCUCAAGACCUAUCUAGAGGUGGAUGACUUCCCGUCAGAUUUCUGCCAACGCCUUUAUCGUUAUUUUCAACAUAUGGACCAGGACGGGAACGCAACAAGCCCUCAGGACAAACGAGACGGGGUCUCUCUUCGUGACGUGUCCUGCUACUUCUCUGUGCUGGAGGAAGGACAGCCACGGGAGAAGCUCGAAUUUACUUUCAGACUUUAUGACAAAGACUGCAACGGACUCCUGGACAGUUCUGAAGUGGAUCGUAUAAUCAACCAGAUGAUGCGCGCUGCUGAUUACCUGGGUUGGGAUGUGACUGAACUCAGACCAGUUUUGAAAGACAUGAUGGCGGCGAUCGAUGUGGAUGACAGUGGGACGGUCACUCUGGAGGAGUGGGUGAAAGGAGGCAUGAAUAAUGUGCCUUUACUUGUUCUACUUGGGCUGAAGAUGACGGAGAGGGAUGGGCAGCAUAUCUGGAGGAUGAAGCAUUACAACAAGCCGACCUACUGUUGUGUGUGUCAGGGCAUGCUGCUUGGCCUCAGGAAGCAGGGGCUCUGCUGCACAUGUUGCAAGUACACAGUCCACAGCCAGUGUGCCAACAAGAAUCCAGAGUUGUGUGCUCGUACCUUUGUCAAGUCUAAAAAGGAGAUUGGUGUAGCAGCUCACGACUGGAUCAGAGCUGACUGCAGCUCCGCCAAGUGUCAGGUCUGCAACAAGAAGAUUAAAACUUUAGCGGGGAGGCGCUGCGUGUGGUGCAAGGAGAUGCGGCAUGAUGAGUGUGUUUUCUCUGGCUUAUCGUCCUGUGAUUGUGGACCACUGAGAGAUCACAUACUGCCUCCAUGGGCCAUAUAUGCCGUCUCAAAGGAGGAGGACAGCAGCCUUUUAAAUGUCACACCUGAUGGCCACAUCCUGCAGAUUGUUCCAUUUCCAGACAUCCACCCUCUGUUGGUGUUUGUAAACCCAAAAAGUGGAGGAAAACAGGGUGAACGAGUGCUCAGGAAGUUUCAGUUCCUGCUGCACCCCCGUCAAGACAACAACCUGGCACAUCCAGGGCUCCACUUCUUCCAUAAUCUGCGUGACUACAGAAUCUUGGUGUGCGGAGGUGAUGGCACAGUGGGCUGGCUUCUUGAUGCUAUAGACAAAGCAGACCUCCAGGUGCAUCCACCAGUAGCUGUGCUGCCUCUUGGCACUGGGAAUGACCUGGCUCGCUGUCUUCGCUGGGGAGGAGGCUAUGAGGGCUCAGACUUGAGAGAGAUCCUGAAGGAGAUUGAAGCCAGCGAGUUGGUUCCAGUGGACCGCUGGAGCAUUCAGGUGAUACCAGAAGACCCUCAAGAGGCGGGAGAUCCUGAGCCUUAUGAGAUCAUCAACAACUACUUCUCUGUUGGAGUCGAUGCAUCUAUUGCUCAUCUAUUUUCCAGAGAAAAGCGUAACGUUACUUUUCUUGUUUUAAGAAUGAAGAACAAACUUCGGUAUUUUGAGUUUGCCACCUCUGAGACCAUCUCUGCCUCUUGUAAGAAGCUGAAGGACUGUCUCGUGAUUGAGUGCUGUGGAAGACCGCUGGACCUGAGCAGCAAGUCACUGGAGGCCAUAGCUGUCCUCAACAUACCCAGCAUUCAUGGAGGCUCCAACCUCUGGGGCGAGUCCAAGAAGCCUGAUGGUAUGACCCCCGAUGUGGAGGGCGGUGAGGUUAUCACCGACCCUGAGCUUCUUAAAACAAUCUCACAGGACAUGAGUGAUAAGCGUUUGGAGGUGGUGGGGCUGGAAGGAGUUAUAGAGAUGGGACAAAUCUACACUGGACUAAAGAGUGCCGGGCAGAGACUGGCACAGACCUCUCAAAUUACCAUCAGGACAACUAAAGCUCUGCCCAUGCAAAUUGACGGGGAGCCAUGGAUGCAGCCUCCUUGUACUAUCCACAUAACUCACAAGAACCAAGCUAGCAUGCUCAUGGCUACAACAUCCAAAUCAUCCAGCUUCUUUCAUCGCAAGUAGAGUGGGUGGAAAUGAUGCAGGAUUACAUGCAGGAUAAGUAUUUUGAGAAUUUUGAGUUUUUUAUUAUUAAGUAUUCAUGUGUAUGUCUUUUGCACCUAAUCCCUGAGAGAAUUCUGAAUUAUUUCAAAGCACAGGCCGCUUGCAUUUAGAUGGCGACAAGCAAACAUUAAGCAGGUUAAUGUGGCCAGUCAUCAGAAAUGUACAGCUCCUUAGCCAAGGAUACCUGCAGAAAGGUACAGGGAGGGAGGGAGAGAGAGAGGGCAGACUGACAGACCAAAACUGCAGAUUUGCUUACUCAGUCUGAAUGCCGCUAUUGGGUGCCAAUUUAAAUGGAAUGCAUUUGUUUUUUGUUUUUCUAAAUAAAAUAGCAAAGCAUGUUGUGUAUCUAUUGAACAAGUAAUAUACAGUAUAUUUACCUAUAUAUGUAGUUUUUAAUGUAGCUGGUGAUGAACUGGUUUUAUUUUGCCUUCAAAAGCUCAGAGCGGCUCUCCUUGUCCAACAACACUAUGCUACCUGUCUGUCAUUGUCAGUGUAUGUCCAGCUGAAAGAAAACUAUACAAUGUAUUUAUUCUUUUUUUAUUGUUUCUUAAAUAGGUCUUG
Messenger RNA from Monopterus albus (swamp eel), 2859 nucleotides. RefSeq names its product diacylglycerol kinase, alpha b (gene dgkab). Gene Ontology annotation, biological process: phospholipase C-activating G protein-coupled receptor signaling pathway. Gene Ontology annotation, cellular component: plasma membrane. The record is from RefSeq and is a predicted model, not a curated record. The coding region runs from base 106 to 2259 and encodes 717 amino acids. Gene Ontology annotation, molecular function: calcium ion binding; ATP-dependent diacylglycerol kinase activity. The transcript has 24 exons. Lineage: Eukaryota; Metazoa; Chordata; Actinopteri; Synbranchiformes; Synbranchidae.